Molecule: messenger RNA, 1750 nt
Organism: Brachypodium distachyon (stiff brome)
Lineage: Eukaryota; Viridiplantae; Streptophyta; Magnoliopsida; Poales; Poaceae
Product: SNF1-related protein kinase regulatory subunit gamma-1
Exons: 6
Coding region: 273-1553 (426 amino acids)
Source: RefSeq, a predicted model, not a curated record
UACACUGACUGGAGUCCAGACUGUCCGGUAUUAGUAGCAGCAGCGGAUUUGCAUCCGUCGACGGUCGACGCGCGUAGCAGCAAUCUGCAAGCUGAAUAGGAAAGAUUGCAGAAGCCGCUUUUAGUAGUUUCAGAAUUGUUUUGGGGGGAUCGACCAGGACCAAGAAGGGGGGGGGAGGGGGGGGGGGGAGACAGGGAGAGGAGUCGCCUCGCCGGCCGUGGAUCGAUAGGAUUGGGAGUUGGGGAGUUUGGAGGGAGAGGAGAGGAGAGGAGAUGGAGACGGACAGCCCGCGGAGCCCGGAGGCGGAGAUCGGGCACCGGGUGGAGGACCUGUGGGAGGUGGCGCAGCCGCAGCUGUCGCCGUCGGAGAAGCUCAACUUCUGCUUCGAGGACAUCCCCGUCGCCGCCUUCCCGCGAACCCAUCCCUCGCAAGUAAUAGAGAUACCUUCUGAUGCCAGCCUUGCUGAUACUGUUGAAACAUUGUCGAAAAACAAAAUUUUGAGUGCACCCAUAAGAAACGUUGAUGCACCAGAGGAUGCUAGUUGGAUAGACAAAUACAUUGGUAUUGUGGAAUUUGCUGGUGUUGCAAUGUGGUUACUUCAUCAGCAGUUCGACACUUUAGCUAAUGGGAUGACUGGUUCUGCAGUAGGAUCGCCUGUAGCCAAUCUAGCAGCUAGGUUAGGCUCUUUCACAUUCAGACGGACGUCAUCUGGCAGGGUAGAAACUACUACCGAUUCAGAAUCAGAUGAAGCUGCAUCGGUGGGUGGAAGCUUUUUUGAAACCCUUACUUCCUCUGAGUUCUACAAGAACACAAAGGUUGGCGAUAUCUCAGGAAGCUUCCGAUGGGCACCAUUUCUUGCCCUCCAGACGUCUGAUACAUUCCUCACAAUGUUGCUUCUUCUAUCAAAGUACAGGAUGAAGAGCCUCCCAGUUGUAGAUAUGGGGGGCAAUCAUAUUGAGAAUAUCAUUACACAAUCCUCUGUUGUGCACAUGCUUGCAGAAUGUGUUGGACUUCCGUGGUUUGAAAGCUGGGGAACUAAGAAACUCUCUGAACUGGGUCUUCCUUUGAUGAAGCCAUACAAACUUGUUAAGGUAAAUGAAGAUCAGCCAGUCUUAAAAGCCUUCCAACUGAUGAGAGAGAAGGGGGUUGGUGGUCUGCCAGUGAUGGACACAACUGGAACAAAAGCAAUUGGUAAUAUUAGCAUAAGAGAUGUCCAAUAUCUUCUGACAGCCCCUAAGAUAUACAAACAAUACAGGACGAUCGCAGCAAAGGAUUUCCUUACCGCAGUGCGCCACCAUCUCCAGGAGCAACACGAGCCGUCCCCCCUGUUGCACGAUGUCAUCACAUGCAAAAGGGACGAUGCGAUCAAGGACAUCAUACUGAAGCUGGACACGGAGAAGAUCCACAGGAUUUAUGUGGUUGAUGACAAGGGCGACACCGAGGGGGUCAUCACACUGAGGGACAUAAUCUCCAAACUGGUACACGAGCCGCGCCAUUACUUUGGGGAUUUCUUCGAUGGUGUCGUUCCCCUACCUGCAAACAGUACCGUAUGACAUAGCAGCUUCACUCAUGUGAAAAUUGUACAUUAUCUUCUGCUCCCUUCCUUCCCUUCUUCUCAGGGUUGCAGCUGUUGUUGAUGCUUAGUUCCUUCUCACAACCUCCUGGCAUGGACAGACUAAUGGAUGGCAAUGGUGUGCAUUGAAUAAUUUGAGAAUUACCUGAGCUUUGCGAUAUUCUUGGCCUUUAGCAA